AAGCUCGCCGAUUAUUUAUUUAUUUUAGUGGGCUGCUACGGGACGGAGAUCCCGGUAAACGAACCCUUGUCCCCUGUCAGCAGCCGGCUUUUAACAGGCAACGUAUGUAUAACAAUGGACAUGAAAGAUUCGGGCAGCGUCAUUCUGACAGCUUACCAUUCGUAUCAUUCGCCGGCCAGAAUACAUUUGGUGGAGCCGAGUUUUGCGCCUCCUCAGUCAUCUGGACCCUGUAUUUCAAACAGGAAACCGUGCUACCAAGUGUCCGGCAGGAUGAUAUCCCAGGAGGCACUGCGCCUUCCGCCCGAGGGGCGCUCAGUGUCCCAGAAUUCCCUGGACUUCACCUCCAUGGAGGACUACUGGAGUGAGGUGAAGAGCAUGGAGGAGAACGGCCAAGGGUGUCAGGAGGAGCUCCUGGAACGCAGCGUCGAUGAGGCUGAGCUUGAGGAGGCCUGGCUCCACGAGGCGGGGCUGUCCACGCUGGUGUCCGGAGCGCCGGGAGACGGUCCCGCGGAGGCCCUGCUCUCCACCCUCACGCGCACACAAGCCGCCCUCGUCAAGAAACGGCUGGAUAACUACACCCAGACCAUGCGCAAGAGGAACAAGCAGCCCAUGCGCCAUGUCCGUGAUGUCUUCUCCACCCCCGAACCCCUGUCUGGACGUGCCAGUGACACCGUCUCCCCAGUCCCCCCUAACACCCAGUCCCCCCUCAAAAUACCCCACUGGAGCCCUGUGCAAGGGGAGGUCCAGCCCGUGAAGGAGACCCUGGCGUUUGAUGUGCCAUACUCGGAGGGCGUCGCUGCCCGCAGGAAGGAGGGGAACUGCCAGGACUGCAGCCGGGUCAGCAGGGAGGACUCCCCCCCGCCCAUAUUUCUCCCCCCGUGUCCCAAACUUGGACUGACCCGAGUGGACGACCUGUCCUCUGAAGACAUGAGGAAGGUCGGGUACAUCUCCCUGAUAGAGCUGACCACCUUCUACGACGCGCUGGGCUUGGAGCUGAAGAGGAGGCGGUCGGUGCGCUGCAAGGCUCGGGAGAGCGGCAUCUUUGGAGUUCCCCUAGCAACGCUUUUAGAAAACGACCAGAAAAAACUCCCUGGGUCCAAAGUUCCGCUGAUUUUCAGAAAGCUGUUGUCCAAGCUGGAGCAGACAGGUCUGCAGACAGAGGGCAUUCUGAGAGUACCUGGGUCAGCCUCCAGGGUCAAGCACCUACGGCAGGAGUUGGAGACCAAGUUCUACGAGGACCGCUUCGACUGGGAGCAGGUCCGACACAACGACGCGGCCGGGCUACUGAAGAUGUUCAUCAGGGAGCUGCCCUACCCCCUGCUGACGCUGCAGCACCUCCCGGCCUUCAUCGCCGUGCUCAAUAUGCCGCUGUCCAAACAUCAGAUCCAGGCACUGCACCUUCUCAUCAUGCUGCUCCCGGAGCCCAACAGAGACAUGCUGAAGGCCCUGCUGGAGUUCCUUAGGAAGGUGGUGGCUCAUGAGGACAAGAACCGCAUGGGCCUGUGGAAUGUGUCCAUGAUUGUGGCUCCCAACCUGUUCAUCAUCCGUGGGAAGAGUGCCAAGCUGGAGGAGAUGCAGGGGGCUGCGGGCACCGCCCGCCUGGUGUGUCUCCUCAUCACCAACCAGGACCUGCUGUGGACGGUGCCGUGCUUCCUCAUCUCUCACCUGCGGAAGCUAAACGAGGCGUCUGUGACCAAGAAGCCUCCGAGUUCAGAGAAAACCAAAAGGAAACUGCUGCGGAGAUGGACCAUGGACCGCGACAAACGAGAGAAAGCUCAGUUCUCAGAACUUUUUCGUGAGAACGUCAUCCGCGUUCACGCGCCCCUCCACGCCAAGGUCUCCAUGGCGAUACUGCUGGACAACGAGACAAAGGCUAAGGAUGUCUUGGCUCGCUUCGACUGCGAGAAUGGGUCCCGUGUCUCUGGCAGAAAGCCCAGGCAGUUCUUAUUUGAGGUCGGGGGAAACAUAGGAGAGAGAUGCUUGGACCCUGAGACGCAUCUUCUUGAUUUGUACCGUGUCAAUCCCAACUGCACAUGGGUCUUCAAGCCCAAAACAACCUGAGGAGGCCCCCGGAGCAGUAAGAGACUGCAAAAAUAAACCAUCAAUACAAGCUGUCGCCCUCUGGUGGCCGUCCGCGUGAGGGCAUUCAUUGAGCCGGGAUUACCGAAGGCGCCUGUGGUUCGAUGUCAAUUUGGACUCCACCACGAACCCCUCGUUCACGGUCUAUAAACAGCUGGGCUGUUGUCUCUGUGUAAAAGCCUUAUCCUGUGGAGAACCUGAAGUUCUGGGAGCGGGGCACUGGUGCGUACUGAUUUUUGACGGAGGGAUUUUUAAUAACAGCAAUUGAUUCGGUGAGCCGUGUCCACCGCGGUCAAAAAUAAGGCCAUCUGGAUUUUUACGGUGCCAAAAAGCACGAUUUCACGCGUGUGUUACUGCAGCCACGACCCCUGCUGCUCCGCUGACCUUUCACCGACAGCGAGGCAACAGCAGUGUAAACAAGUGUACAAACAAUAUUUAUACCGCUUAUUUAUCCCACUUUUUGUAUUACCGUGAAGUGUAAACAACAUGUUUUUUUAAGUCUGUUGUUCCGUUUUUUGCCGUUUGAAGAGAGAUUUGCGCCGUGUGAUUGCGACGGUCACGCGCCGGGCAGUGCCUCGGUGCCUUUGAUGGGACGAUUGGCGACAGACGUGUGCCGCUGUGGGAGUGGAGCCUGGACUGAGCUGGUCUUGAUUUCAGGCUUUGAGGACAGCCGUGUGCAGCCUGUUAAGUCCCCUCCUCAAACGGCCCGUGGAAUGAACCACUGACUGGGGUACCACUCGUUUGCACUGCUUUCAGCCGUGGUCUUUGAAAACAGGCAAAAGAAAAGCACUUAAAGUCUCCACUAUGGAUGAACUCUGCCAUUAUACACUUGUAAUACUGUCUCAUUCAGUGGAGGAUAUCCAUCAAUAUUAGGCUAUUUUAGGGGCCCAAUAUGCAUUUAUUGCAGGGUUUCAACUAGCCAAGACACUCCUCUGUGUAACAUAUAUGUAGCAGAGACUCUUUUACUGGUUUCCUGCUAUUACUGGUAAGUUGAGUGGGGUGAUGUGUUUUCAGCAAAGUGUAUUGCACCGUUGGUCAAGCUGUAUCAGUUAUAAUGGCAGCACGUGCAAGUCUGUCAUUGACUACAUUGCCUAGAAAAUGUACUAGUGUUUCAACCAAAGCUAGGAAGUGAAUUGCAGUAUGUUUUGUAAAGUUUAUUGCAUAUAUAUAUGUAUAAAUCACAUUUCUAUAAUA
Messenger RNA from Conger conger (European conger), 3273 nucleotides. Its product is annotated as rho GTPase-activating protein 18-like. Gene Ontology annotation, cellular component: cytoplasm. The transcript is spliced from 15 exons. Gene Ontology annotation, molecular function: GTPase activator activity. The record is from RefSeq and is a predicted model, not a curated record. Gene Ontology annotation, biological process: negative regulation of stress fiber assembly; regulation of actin filament polymerization; signal transduction. Bases 115 to 2061 code for a protein of 648 amino acids. NCBI's taxonomy places the organism in Eukaryota, Metazoa, Chordata, Actinopteri, Anguilliformes, Congridae.